GAUAGAGUGAAUUAUUAUUGUUUCAAAAUUAACAAUGUAGUUCGCAUAAGUGGGAGUUGUUCGUUUUUUGGAAGUUUUCUUUGUCCGCGUGCAUCAGCAUUUCGAAAUUCAAAAAAAUAUUCAAGAAGUUCGGCGGAAUUUGCAAGAAGAGUUACUGGUUUGUGGAUAUUUUACUCUAUAACUGCAUGAUACAGAGACAUGAAAUAUUGCUUAUGAAAUACUUCAUUUUAACGACUUUGCUUGGAAUAUUUCUCAAGUUUGUGAUCGUAUUGGAAACAGUUAAUAAGUCGAAAAAUUGUUUAAUUUAAUUAAAAUUCUGUCUGGAAUUUGUAAAAUUAUAAUUAUUUGAGCUCUGAGGCAAGUAUAUCUAUUUUUCAAAAAAAUUUCACUGAAUUAUCAGACUGAUAGAAAUGUUUUCAAUAUUUAAAAGCAUCGAAAUGUGCAAAAGCGAAAAUAUUUCGAAUAUUGCCAUGGAACUGCAAACAUUGUGAUUUAACAAUUUUUGAUUGUCGGUGAUAUCGUUUCAAGUGUCAUAUUUUCAAACUUUACUAGUUAUUCUUGAGUAAAUUUGAAUGACUUAGAAAGUUUUGUGCAGUAAGAGAUUUAGAUUACAUGGGGAUAAGUGUCUAUUAAAUCUAGCAAAGAAGAAUCCUGUUUAUAAACUAAGAUAUUUACCACACGGGAAAUAUUUAUCUACUGCAUCGUAGGGGGGAGGAAAACUGUUUUAACUGGAAGAUAUUUACAACAAGAGGCUAUUCUUAUCGUAUUCUACUGUAGGAAAGAAAAGUACUGUUCAAAUUUGUGAUGUAUCUUUCAGAAAGGUAAUAAUUGACAUUCUCAAAGCAUCUGUGUUUCGAAUAUUUAAAAUUGCAUUUUUGGAAGUUCGGUGCUGUAAAAUAGUUAUAAUACGUGGCAUUAUUUAUCGUGUUCCAUCGUACCAAAGAAAAUAACUUUGGCUGUAUCUUUCAGAAACUUGAGAACUGACUUUCUUGAAGUAGUAUUUGUAUUUUCGAUAGUUAGAAUUGCACUCUUGAAAGAGUAUAGUGUUGUAAGAAUUGUAAGAAGUAGAAUUAUUUAUCAUGUUCUUUUGUUCCAAGGAAAAGAAUACUUGAUGUCUUUCAGAAACAUAAGAAUUGAUUUGCUCGAAGCUUUUAUAAAGUUUCAGUGUUUAGAACUAUAUUUUUUAAGUUUAGUGCUGUAAGAUAAUUACAGUACGGGUAAUUAUUUAUCUUUCGCUCCAAGGAAAAGAAUCCUUGAUGUGUCUUUCAGAAACAUAAGAACUGACUUGCUCCAAGCUUUUAUAUAUUUUCAGUGUUUAGAACGGUAGUUUUGGAAGUAUAGUACUGUAAGAUAAUUACAACAGGUGGAAUUAUUUACUGUGUUCCAUAGUAGAGUAGAAAAAAAAGUUAAAAUUCGAAGCAUCUUUCAAAAACCAACGAAGUGACUUCUUCAAGUAUUUGUAUCUUCGAUAAACAGAUUUUUUUUUUUUUUGAGUAUAAAGUGGGGUUUAAAUGACCAAUAUGCUCCCAAACAGAAGAAUGGCUCAAAAAGAAUGAAAAAGGAACCGAAAGUGACAUUUCUGGACGGCAAUAUGGGCGUUUCUCCCACGUCUGGCGUAAGUCUUCGGAACACUUACAUCGCAGCCGUUUCCGCCUUCACAUAUAUUACUGUGAUGGGAUUAGUGAUUGGAUACGCCUCUUCCGCUACAGUGGAUAUGAAGAAACCCGGAAGUAGAUUUCAAGAUGUGACGGCGGAUCAGAUUUCCUGGAUUGUCAGUUUGCCGAGUUUGUCUGGAGUCAUAGGAAAUUUUCUAUCAGGUUAUUUUAUCCAGAAGCUCGGACGAAAAGCUGUGCUAAUGUUCAUUUCUGGAACGUACAUGGUCAGCUGGUUAACAAUUGUCUACGCGAAUUCAGUUGCGUUUCUGUACGUCGGGAGGCUCAUAGCUGGUUUCAGUUGUGGAAUGGCAACAGUGGCCGUUUCAGCGUACGUAGUAGAGAUAGCACCUACAAAAAUAAGAGGUUUCCUUUCAUCAGGUUUUCAAGUACUUUAUUCCGUUGGUGUCCUCAUCAUCAUGUCUCUUGGCGUGGUACUUAGAUGGUCUUGGCUGGCUCUCUCAGCAGCUGUUUUUGUGGCCAUCAGUGCUUGUAUGAUGCUGGCAAUGCCCGAAUCUCCAGUAUGGUUGAUACGAGAGUCGAGGAAUCUUGAAGCAGCUUACAGUUUGAAGUUCCUGAGGGGGAUGAAUGCUGAUAUUGCCAAAGAAGCUCAAGAUAUCAAGGAAAACAUGACGAAAGAUACAGCUGGUGGUGUUACCUGGCGAGAGUUAUCGAAGCCAACUUUGUACAAACCACUCAUCAUUGUGUUUUUUCUUUUCUUUUUUGGGCAGCUGUCUGGAAUGGCUGCUUUAAUCUCUUACACAGUGGACAUUUUUGAGAAAGCUGGGGGAAUAGUUGAUGCUCGAGUUUCAGCAGCUGUCGUAGCCAUUGUACAACUUAUUGCCACAAUAAUGUGCAGUAUACUCAUUGAUAGGACUGGACGGAAGUUUUUAUAUAUUAUUUCGGGUAUAUUCAUAUUUAUAAGCUUGUCUUGUCUUGCUAUCUAUACUGUCAUGCUGCAAAAAUACGAUUUCGAUUUGGACAAUUACAAAUGGUUACCUUUGUUAUCUUUUGUCGUGUACAUUGCAGCCUAUUCUUGUGGCUUUGGACCUAUACCUUUUGUAAUGGCACCCGAAUUCGUGCCCAUUCACAGCCGCGGUGUAGUACUUGCAGUUGGCACGAUCACGUGUUCACUGGUUGCCUUUAUCGUAGCAAAAACGUUUGACAGUGUAAGAGAAGAAAUAGGCGACUAUGGGAUGUAUUUCAUGUACGCCAUUUCGUCGCUUAUUGGCUCCAUAUUUUGUUAUUUGUUUGUCCAAGAAACGAAAGGGAGAUCCAUACGCGAUAUUAACAAAUCUUUUGAAUACAAAAAUAAUUAUUAACUUUCUUAUUCAGAAGAUCUUUUGUAAAGAUAUGCCAUGGCAGUGUAAAU
Molecule: messenger RNA, 3024 nt
Organism: Uloborus diversus
Lineage: Eukaryota; Metazoa; Arthropoda; Arachnida; Araneae; Uloboridae
Product: facilitated trehalose transporter Tret1-like
Exons: 2
Coding region: 1553-2974 (473 amino acids)
Biological process (GO): transmembrane transport
Cellular component (GO): membrane
Molecular function (GO): transmembrane transporter activity
Source: RefSeq, a predicted model, not a curated record